AUGUCUUCUAGACACUCAAAGAGAAUAUCCAUCAAUAGUUUGAAUAACUCCAUCCCUCCAACAGAACUCCAGCCCUCAUCCUCUCCACCUACUGUUGAUAAUUCUCCUCCCCCUCCUCCCCCUCCUCCCCCUCCUUCUAGUGCUCCUGCUCCCGCUCCUCCCUCUUCUAACAUCACGUUAGAGUCAUCGAAUGAUCAUCCAACCCAGGAAUUGUCAUCUAAUAAAAUCCAGCAUCAAUUCAAGUCCAAAGAAAAGUUGACACUACUUCAACAAGUAGUCAAGUUCAACCCCUACAAGAACAAGCGCAAUGGCUGGCAGAAAGUGAAAGAUGGUUAUUUGCAAUGGAAGAAUUUACAUCGCCCAAAAUAUGCUGACCCUGCUGAAGACUAUAUCAAGAGGAAAGUCCAAGAAAUAUUGAGACUUUACGCAAGACUGGGGAAAGAGUCAUUAAAAGAUAAUGGGUUCACCAACAAAAACUCUAGCGACUCUAUUUUGUUUUUAUCGUUUAUCGAACAGAUAUUGGUAUUGAAGAAAAUUGAAGCCGAUGAUGCUUUGGGAGUGAAAGAUGAGUCUUGUUCUUCAAUUCCUGAGUUCAAUGAAGACCAGCAACAAGUCCCGAAAAGAAGGAGGAUCGGCUCCAAUAACUGCUCACCAAUUGCUACCGCUGCCUCAAUUCUCCCUCCAUUCAACCCUACCAGACCUCCGUUGGGCUACCCAAACUACCAAUUCCCAGUAGUCCAGCCUCCAAACAAUAGCACUCCAAACAACAUUAACCCACCAUUAUCUGCCACCAUGUCCUCGCAUUUCAAUAAUACCCCAACAUUUUCCAACCCUAGCCCCCAUGGACCACAUACCCAAUCAUCAACCUCUCAUUCUACUGCCACCCAUCCUAUCCUGAUGCACACAACGCGAACCAUUGGAGAUUUGCAAAUUGAUGAAUUCAUGGUGUUGAUGAACCAAAACAACCAACAUUUUGCUGCCAGUUUUGCUACGGAGCUUACAAAACUGAUUAGUGAGACUAUUUGUGGAACAAUGACCAAUGCAAUUAAAGAAGCAAUUCAGGAAACAACUAAGAAUAAUUUGGAAAUAAUCAAAGCUUUGAAAAAUUGA
Messenger RNA from Saccharomycopsis crataegensis, 1110 nucleotides. RefSeq lists its product as uncharacterized. The coding region runs from base 1 to 1110 and encodes 369 amino acids. The transcript has a single exon. The record is from RefSeq and is a predicted model, not a curated record. Lineage: Eukaryota; Fungi; Ascomycota; Saccharomycetes; Ascoideales; Saccharomycopsidaceae.